Molecule: messenger RNA, 6465 nt
Organism: Amyelois transitella
Lineage: Eukaryota; Metazoa; Arthropoda; Insecta; Lepidoptera; Pyralidae
Product: forkhead box protein N3
Exons: 8
Coding region: 624-1733 (369 amino acids)
Biological process (GO): regulation of DNA-templated transcription
Cellular component (GO): nucleus
Molecular function (GO): DNA-binding transcription factor activity; cis-regulatory region sequence-specific DNA binding
Source: RefSeq, a predicted model, not a curated record
UUGAAAGAAGCAAAAUAGUAUAUCAUGUUUCAUCCAAUUGAUUCCUCAGUGUGGGGGGUGUAGUAUCGUUUACAUACGGUGCUAAAAAUGUGACUAGACGCGCGUGAGGACCGAUGGGACGCAUUCGUUGACGCUCCUUCUAAAAAUGGAACGGGGUGUUAGUCAACGUCGUGUGGUGUCUUCAGCGUAGUGUCAGCGACGUUGCUGCAGUUAUGUAACGGCCCUUCGAGCUCCGCAUGGACACGUGCAUGUGGAAGCGCCCGCGUGCACCUCCACGUCGGAAGUUGGUCGUGCGACGCAAUCGCGCACGCGGUCCUGAUGGUCGCGCUGCGCGCUGGCCGGAGCACUCCUAGUUUCCUAGCAACACAUUGUUGACGCCACUGCUGACCCAAUGAAUACAAAAACACAUGGCAACUGACUGUUACAUCACCCUGACCAUACCGCGGUAUUUUCGCUGCUUACGUUGCUAAGGAGUCAAGACCAUAACAUAAUUAAGUGUGCAAGAAAACCUUUGCAGUGUGAACUUUGGUUGUUGAUCAAUUUGUACUGUGACGGUGUUAGAAUCUUGUUUACAUAAGCUUCUCAAUUGACCUUCAUUCUACACAACAGUUCCUGUAAUUAAUAUGGCGCCUAUGCGUGGUGAGAGAGGCGGAUCCCCCGCGCGAGGCGCACGGGCAUCGCUGCCUUUACCACGGCGCCUCAUUCGGCAGAUCGCAAGACAUGUGGCCUCCAACGGACGUUCACUGCGAAGACUAGAAGUCUCCGGCAGGGUCAUAGACAAUUUCGAUGAUAUAGACGACGGGUCAGACGAAUCCGAUAUGGAGGUGCCACAGCCAGCGGUGGCAAUAGGCGGCAAUGCGGGCAACCUUCCUCCGGCCGAUGACGACGACCUGACCAGCCUCAGCUGGUUGCAGGACAGGAAUCUGCUCAGAGGAAUAAAUCUAACAAAAGGUGACGUGGAGGACGGCAAAAUGAUUGGCAGUCAUGUUGUAAUAAAGACGGAGUCAAAGACCCCACCCCCCGUCAUUCGGCCACCUUCGCCCCCCCGCACUCCAUGCAAAGCUCCCCCCUCCCCUCCAGCGAGCGCUCACACGAAGCCCCCUUACUCCUUCUCCUGCCUCAUCUUCAUGGCUAUAGAAGCGGCGCCGGCCAGGGCUCUGCCAGUGAAAGAGAUUUACGCCUGGAUCGUAAAACACUUUCCGUAUUUCAAACACGCCCCGCAAGGAUGGAAGAACAGUGUGAGGCAUAAUUUGUCUUUGAACAAGUGCUUCCAUAAGCAGGUGGCAGCCGCUCCGGGCCUCGGCAAGGGCUCGCUGUGGACCGUCGACCCGCAGCAUCGGGCUUCCCUAUUACAAGCAUUCGGUCGCCAACCAAUCCCGGCGUCCCCGCCCCUGCCGCCCGAGUCGCCGCCCGGCAAGAACUCGCCGGACCCGGCGUUGUUCCCGUUCCUGUCGCGCCGGCUCGCCGGGCCCGCGCCGGACCCCGCACCGGACCCAGCGCCCGGCGCCGACGAGUACCUCGCGGCCGCCACCGUGCUCGCUAUGAAGUAUGGGCCUAAGGUCCUUGAUCAGUUACCACCGGCGCACCUCGUAAUCUCGCGAUGCGCCCGCGACGAGCACUCGUACUCGGGCGGCUGCGAAGAACGGCGCACGGCCGAAGCCCUGCUGAACCUCGCCGGGGUGCCCUCGGAGCCCGCGCCCUUCCAACACAACACCGCGCAGGCCCCCAGCUAACGGGAAACGGUGAUGAUGAUGAACGCAUGACGCAUGUGGAGGUAAUUCUGUCUUCUAGAAAAUUCUAUUAGAAAUUUUUUGUUUGAGAACAGCGGAGCGGUUGUGAAUCGACAAUUUCUUGGUAUGAUUUUUUUUUAGAUGUUAUUAACGUUUUUUUUGAGGAAUGUCUAGGAAAUAAAUAUACCUAACAGUACGUAUUGUAUGAUUAAAUUGACUAUUGUAACCCAUAAAAAAUGUUCAGUUUUCGCCCGAAAAAAAUCAAUGUUCAGUAUCUUAAUGUUUUAGUCUAGAAAUAAAAGAUCAUUGUUAAAUUAAAUGGUCUAUUGCAUUGAGACACUGAUAUCAAUGCAACCAAACACGCUCCGCUGUUCCGGAAAUUCGGCCUUUUUAAUUGAACAUUGUAAUUUGUUACCGCAACUAAAACGUAAAAUUUCUACCAGAAAGACGUUCUGUAAUUAUUGUAUACAAUUGUUUUGCUUGUUUUUUUUUUAAAAGAAGGCGAUUUUUGCGUGUAUGUUUCGGGUUGUGGUGAAUUAAAAUUUCGAAUUAGUGUUCUUAAAAGUUUGUUCGUAGUAGUGCUCAAUCGGUCAUUUAGAUACGGAGUAAUAUUUUAUAAGUUAUAAAAAAAUAUAUCCGUUGAAAUUUCUUUAAGAAACCCAUUAGUUUCGCCAGAGCAUAGCCCUGGUAAUGAUUAAUUGUUGACAUAUAAGUUCUAAGAACGACUUUUUGUUGCCUAUGAAUUUUUAUGUCUAUUGUUUCCAUGGUGUAUCAUAGACAAAAAUGUUUACCAAUCUCUAGUCCAAUAAAGACAAUCAUAUUUUACAAUGGCGUGUACACUUUUAUGUCAUUACUAUUAUUAAAACAUUUCUUCCUACAUCACAUAAUUUAUUAUUAUUUUGUGAAAAAAAAUAUGUUCGUAAAAGCUCAUUUAUACUAUAGGAUAUACAUUUGAAUAAUAUGAACAGUAUAAAAUACACUCUGUAUACGAACUCGGAAGUUUAUGUCCAUUUGUAUGCAAAUUCUAAAGCGGCUUUCUGAUUGGUCGUCGUUAUGUAAAAUAAAAUUCGCCAUAGUGUCAAGUUUAUUAAUCUUCAUAUGAGCAUUGUAAUCUAUGAAAUUUUAAACAUACGUCAAUAUUUUUUCACAGAUUUACUGUUUAAUGGUUUGAUAGUUUUACUUAUCAACAAAUUUAUUUUUUUGCUUAUGGCGACCGUUCGCAAGGCCAUUUUACGUAUAAAUGAGUUUCAAUAGUAGUGACCAUAGUGAUAGAAGUGAUACUAAAAUAAUAUGGAAUAUUGUUCAAAAUAUUAACUGAUAGUUAAAUAGUACUCCUGACCAUGCAUUUAGGUUUUCAUUUUCGUACUAAUAAGUUAAAUUUAGUAUAAGAACCCUUUUCUUUUUAAUGUAAUUCAGUUGUGUUUUUUCCGUCAAAAAUUGUGACUGUGAAAAUUAUUUUUAUUUGACGGAUAUGAAUGCAACAUAAUAUUUUAAGAUAUAAUUUAGUUAUAUUUAUUCGCUUAGCCUGCGGUUACGGUUGCGGCCAUGUUUUGUAGCUGAAUUUUAAAUAAUUGUUUUAACUUUUCGAAAAUAAUACCUAAGCAAAUAAUUAACUGUAAACUGAGCAAUAUAGAACAUAUAAAUUUAUAUUAUAUUAUAUAAAAUAUAUGUGUGAUCUGAACGCUAAUAUACAAAUAUGUAUAACAUACAGGGCGAUCAAAAUGUAUUUAUGCAAUCUUCCUUUAAAAGUGAUACAUACAUACAUAUUAUGUGUAUAUAUUUAAAUGUAAUAGCCAAUAGUUUUAGUCGUAAGGAGACCGUUUUUUGUGUUCAAACCAAGUGAUCUACUUCAUACAAUUGCCUACAGUUAACAAAAUUUUAUUUAUUCAAUUAUAUUGCUAUAAUUUAAGGAUUAUUAAGUCUGUGGCAGUUUGCCGGUAUAAAAAAAAUGUAUCUUAUUGAGUAAUAAGUUAUAGAAUUCUCCAUCUCAUAGAAUCUGCGGCAAUUCUGCCACAGAUUAGCGGUAAGUAAUGGCAGUCGCCAGGAUAAUAGUGAAAUCUUAACUGUUGAUAGAUAUAGUGAACAAGUGGUGAAGGAAAAUAUAGUGAGAAAACUUGCAUGUUAGGUUUCCUUGUUAUAUGGGUCAAGGAGGUCAGACGGGAACCGCUCUGUUACCCUGACUACUUCUAAGUUGCGGUUAUGGCAACUUCUGUAUAAGAUAAAGUGUUUAAAAAAAACAGAAAAAUCAGUGGCGUUGUCCCUUUUUAAGUUAAUACUCUGUGAUUCCCAUUAGCACUGAGAAAAUUUGCAUUGUAAUGUGUUUUUUACAUGCUCCUGAAAACACUUUGCUAUAAUGUGCAGUUUUAAUUGCUCGCCGCUCACUCUUAAAUAAUCGUAUCGUAAUAAAUAUAGGCUCAUUAUCUGAUUGUAUACUUUUUGUGAAUAGUGAAAUGGGAUACAGUAUAACAGCUUCUCGUAAUUCAGUUAAUACUUGUCAAAAAAAAUUGAAACAUUUUAAUAUUAAGAAUUGUGAAAGCAUGAAUGUUUAGAUAUAAGGGUACGAGGUGGUUUUUCUCUCAAGUGCCUACUGAAAUGCUUCUAAUCUAUAAAUGUUAGCAAAAUUAAGAUUGGCUAGUUUGUUUUGCAUGGACAAGUACCGAGAUCAAGGAAUAUCAGUUGAGCAUGAGAUUUCUUAAUGUAUUAAAAUUCACGCAAAUUAACAAGGCAGUGUAUUAAAAGUCUCAGUGUAAUUAAAGUAUAUUUUAUAAAUAGUCUCGGUACUUACGGAAAGCCUUGAAAGAUACACCAAGUAGUGAUUUGUGAUAAGAAAGCAAUCUUUUCUAAACAAUCUGCUUUACUAUGAGCAAUCUAUCGAGUCUUCGUGAAUUUCUGUAACUGCCUUUACUCAUCAUAAUAAAUAAUCACAUUAGCAAAUAUUUUAAAAUAUAUAGAUACAUAAUAUAGGGCCUAAAACGCAAUUCGAAAUUGUUAUUUAACAAAGAGCAUAUUUAAAAAUAUCGUAUUCAAAUGUGAAAAGUCGCAUGAUUUCGAAAUCACUUCGUUUGUGUAAAUUAAAAAUUAGAAGGCAUUAUUUAUAAUAUACGCAUAGAAACAAUAACUAGACUGAUGUAAGGACUGAUUUGUGAUGAAGCAAUAUUAUUUAUUAGUAAAAAGUAUGUUUUAUUUUUUGUGGUGUCACGGAAACUAUAUCAUUUUGUCUUUUAAUGUAUUUAAAAAGUAGCAUUUGAACAUCCACGGAAUACCAAAUAAGAAGAAAUAUUAAAAAAUUAUAUUGCCUGAACAGCGUCUAGCUUGGAUUUUCAGUAAAAAAAAUACAAUUUUGUUUAUUGUUUACAGAGAAUACUUUUAUUUAUUAAAUCGUAAUUUCAUUUUUAAAUGUAUUUUUUACGACAGUUGUAGGCAUCGAGAGGUCGCUGUGUGCCAAAUGUUAAAUCAGUACCAGAUUCAUACCAGUUAUAUCGAGUGUAUUUAUGGUGAUGUAACACUUAGAAGUAGGUCUUAAGUGAUAUUAAAAAUAUGUAAUUGCUAAAACAUAAGUUUUGCUGUAUUUAGAAGCGUCUUCCAUCUUAUUCGUAUUGUUUUCUCUUAGACAUUCGCAGUCGGGGAAUAAAGUCGAUGUUUUAAACCCGCGUGUUUUACGCUGCACUUAAAAAGUGUACUUGAAAUGCUUCGCAAUAUUAAUUAUAAGUUAAAUAAUGGCCAUGCGCGCUUGGAACUAAUACAUUUACAAAAUGUAUUUGCCUCAUAGACUUUUUUCACCGACUGAACAAAACUAGCCUUUCUUUUGGUGGUAUAAUGAUUAGAUAAAAAUUUACAGCAAUAAUUAGUACCUAAUUGUAGUAAUUUGCUGGUAGAUGCUAUAUAUAAUUAUGUGUGAUAACUUGCGUUUUAUUUAUUUUAAUACUUAAGACAGCUUGUGCAACCUUUAGCAUACACCUAAAGUCUCCUAUAGACUUGAUUUACAAAAUGUAGAAGACUGUCCUUUUCAAAAGUAUAAAUCCAUUGCAUUUUAAAAAUUAUAUUUAUUUUAGCUUGCGAAAAAUUAUGCCUGGAAUACCAAACUUUAUUUUAAACAUAUGCUUUUUCUUCUAGAUUUUUAGAUACAGCUAAGGAAAAUGCUAGGUUGCAUAAGUUAUAAUUAUGUAUACAUUAGCAACUUGUUUUGAUGUCAUUUAAAUGGUACAAAUAUAGUUGCUUAUGAAUGCGAAUGUGCUUUUUAAUUAUAUCUCUUUGAUAUUAAAAUCGUUGCGGCUCAUGUAUUGUCAAAAACAGAUCAUAUUUUAUCAAUUAAUUUAUUUUAGGUUAAUAAUGCUGUUAUUUGGUUUCGUGUUGAAUUUUGUUUGUAAAACGAAUAAUUUUUAAAAUUAUGGGAUAUUUUAUCCGAAGUAUUUUGAUGUUGCCACUGUUCAUGCCAUCAAUGAUGAAUAUAAUUCUGUACUGUUGUCUCGCUCGAUCAUUAAGUAAUCAUGAAAACUAAAGAAGGACAAAAUAUAUUUACAGUGGUUAUAUCAAUGAAUCUUAAAAUCCUAGUUAUACGUUGGUAUGUCCGAACUAUAUUUAAGUAUGAAAUUAUUAUUGUUGUUGUUGAUAUUUUGCCGGCUUUGAAACGAAACCACUCUUUAUUGCUAUUGUUGAAAGUUAUUGCCAAAUUUUUAUUUGUCCUAAAAUCUUUUGGUCUUUGUACAUAUCCAUUAAAUAAAUUAUGUACUGAGGA